AGGGGGUUGCCUGCUUCGAGGCGCACUGGACUGCGUGGCUGUAGGGGCUGCCCUUUAAGUGUCAUCUAGGACAGGACUCUAGCUUGUCGGUGUGUCAUGGGCUUUAACGCUUCUCGGUACGAAUUACAAGCGGGGACCCGCCCGGGCUCACCGGCGCGUUCCUAGUGACGCAAUCGCGGAGGUCCACUGCCCUCUGCUGGGCGUGGGGACGCAGUGCCGAGCGCCGCUGACGGACUUUGCGAGGUGCUAGAGAUAUAGAGAUAAAUGGCCUGGGCAAGAAUAACAGAGGACCCCUUUUGUGAAACUUUGCACUCUAUUGGAGGAAAUAAGCUUUGGGGGAAGAUGUAAUCGUGAAGUCUACUGGGAGAGGGAGGAGCAUAGCAAGAAAACAGCUGAUCCUUUCUUGAUCUCCCCUUGCCGGAUCUGAAAGAGAAGUAGUUAAUAGUUGCAUUUCAGGAAGAGAAACCAGCUUGCAAGAAUGGAGUUGAAACAGGAAAUGGCAAGAAGUCUUUUGAAGACAUCAUCUGUGAGGACAAAAUUACUACAUCAAACGGGAUUGUCACUUUAUAAUACAUCCCAUGGCUUCCAUGAAGAAGAAGUAAAAAAAAAACUUGAGCAGUUUCCUGGUGGAUCCAUUGACCUUCAGAAGGAAGAUGGUGGUAUUGGCAUUCUUACCCUGAACAAUCCAAGUAAAAUGAAUGCCUUCUCAGGAGUUAUGAUUCUACAACUUCUGGAAAAAGUGAUUGAAUUGGAAAGCUGGACAGAGGGGAAAGGUCUCAUUGUCCGUGGGGCAAAAAAUACUUUCUCCUCAGGAUCUGAUUUGAAUGCUGUGAAAGCACUAGGGACUCCAGAGGAUGGAAUGACCAUAUGUAUGUUCAUGCAGAACACCUUAACAAGAUUUAUGAGACUCCCUUUAAUAAGUGUUGCGCUGGUUCAAGGUCGGGCAUUGGGUGGAGGAGCAGAAUUUACUACAGCAUGUGAUUUCAGAUUAAUGACGCCAGAGAGUGAGAUAAGAUUUGUCCACAAAGAGAUGGGUAUAAUACCAAGCUGGGGCGGUGCUACCCGACUAGUUGAAAUAAUCGGCAGUAGACAAGCUCUCAAAGUAUUAAGUGGGGCCCUCAAACUGGAUUCAAAAAAAGCUUUAAACAUAGGAAUGGCUGACGAGGUCUUGCAGUCUUCAGAUGAAACUGAAUGUCUAGAAGAGGCACAAGAGUGGCUAAAGCAGUUUAUCAAAGGGCCACCAGAAGUAAUUAGAGCUUUGAAAAAAUCUGUUUCUUCAGGUAAAGAGCUUUGUUUUGAGGACGCAUUACAGAAUGAAAGAGACCUUUUAGGAACAGUUUGGGGGGGACCUGCAAAUAAAGAGGCUAUUGCUAGGAGACAAAAAUUUGAUAAAUAAUUUUUUAAAAUAUGAUGUACUACAAGAAAAACUCCAAUAAAUUAAUAAUUAUAAAGUUAAAUGUUAACUAGGAAUACCAGAAUCACUUUGAAGGCUACACUUAGUAUUUGAUUUAAUAAUUUUUUAAUAUCUGAACUCAUUGACCUAGUUUUCAGUAUACUUGGGUAAUUAUCAAGUAAUGUAGAACAUUUGGUUAAAAUAUACAACACUUUUGGCUUAAAAAUUAUCAAUUCCAUAGUAAUUCUUAGCCUGUAACAAAAGACCAGUUUUUGAGAGGAAAAACCUCUCCACAGAACCUAUUCCUGGGUUAUUUUUCAUGGUGUCUGUUCAGUCUUAUCUGGAAAUAAUUUACAAAAAUAACAGUGAAAUUUGCACUAAAGAACAAAAGUGGAAGAGGGGUCAGGGAACAAGAUAAGAAAAGAUAUGAUCAUUUUCUUCUGCCUUAAUCAGCGGUAAUAGGUAAAGAAUUGGGGAGAGGUGCUUAGCUGGCUCUGUUAGUGAAGCAUGUGACUCUUGAUCUUGGAGUUGUGAGUUUGAGCCCCAUGUUGGAUAUAGAGAUUACUUAAAAAAUAAAAGAAUGUUUAAAAAUAACUGGAGGAAUGCCUGGGUAGCUCAGUCGGUUGAGCAUCCGACUCUUGAUUUCAGCUCAGGCCAUGAUCUCAUAGUUCUUGAGGUUGAGCCCCCUGUCCACAAAGAGCCUGCUUGGGAUUCUCUCUCCCUCUCUCAAAAUAAAUAAAUAAACUUAAAAAAUUUGGGGAAUUGGGGCACCUGGGUGGCUCAGUCGGUUAAGCGUCCGACUUUGGCUCAGGUUAUGAUCUUGCAGUUUGUGAGUUCAAGCCCUGUGUCAGGCUCUGUGCUGACAGCUUAGAGCCUGGAGCCUGCUUCUGAUUCUGUGUCUCCCUCUCUCUCUGCCCCUCCCCUGUUCACGAUCUCUCAAUAAUAAAUAAACGUUAAUUUUUUUUUUUAAUAAAAAAAUAAAAUUUGGGGAUUUUUUUUCCCCCCAUGGCUCUUUUAAAUAAAAAUGCUCCCCACCUUACCACCCUACAAAAUUUGGAGCCUUACUGCAUAUUUUAGUAGUUUCUAUUUUAAAUGAUCUACUAAACAACCAUAGCCAUCAUGUGGAAAGUCUACUGACUCUACAAAAUUGGCCAUGCAUUUGUAUGCCCUGGGAUUUCCGAACUAGUAAGUAGUACUGUUUAGUUUACACAGUAAUACAAUUUAACUUUACAUCAAAACGUCCUGACAUCAAAAGGACUCAUGAUGCAUCAUUGUUACAUUCGCAUGUUAUAUCAGAUUUCUAUUUUUUUCUGAAAAGUGGCUAACCUUUCUUUUUUAGAACUAGCUCUAUUUUGAAAGUACACUUAAUAAAAAUGCACAGCUCAAACUUUUAUGAUCUCAAUGACACAGGCUUUAAAAGUAAGUCAAAGAAUGAAGUCCCAGUUCUAACCUAUCACAGCAAGGGAUAAAAGAUAAUUUCAAAGUAGUGGCAGUUUGUAUUUGCUCUUGUAACAUUCAAUUCAUACUUGAAAAACAUAUUAAAAGUAACUUGCAUAGGCUUCAACAUGAUCCUACUGUUUUGAGUUAAAACAUUAAAACAAACUCACACUACCUUUUUUCAGAACCAAAUUCUGGAUUUCCAAGUUAACCCAGGACUUCCUAUCUUGCCAUAGAGUCUACAUUUUGUGUGAAGUGAAUUUGUGUCUACUAAUGCUAUUUACAAAUAAUACAAUUUAAUCCAUUAGUGUCAGGCCACUAAUGAAGACUGGCAAGGAAAAUCUAGUAUGGUCUCCACUACCAGUUAUGUAAGAAAUUUAAGUCUCACGGGCUGUAGAUUUAAUUCCAUACACACUUAUACCGUGCAAUUGCUUGUAGAUUCUGUUUAUUCUUUAUGAAUAAAUCAAACUUCAAGCAGGUGACUAAGCUGAAUACCACCACUCCAAACCAUCACCUGUUUAUCAACCUUUGGCCACUAAUGUCAAAAUGUUUCUAUCCUCUGUCCAGACUCAAACAACAGACAAAUUAUUUUUGAUAAACUCUAGUAUUUAUUAAAUUAUAAAUUCUGUAAUCAAAAAGAAAAAUGCAGAUCAAGAGGAACCUCAAACUACAAGGACUAGACAGCAAAGCCUAUGGGAAACGCCAUGAAGUAUGUUACAAGAUUCUGAAACAUAAGUUAUUAACUGUUUUCUUUACAUUUCCAUUUCAGUAACUUUACGAUUUAAUAGUUGUUAUUCAUCUAUUUUAAAAUUCCAAAUUCACAUCUAUUUUCAUAUUAAUUAAGCUUCCCGUUCAUACUGAUACCAGACAUCUCAUAGGUGCCAAGUUUUAGUAAUGGUUUUACGUCAAUCCAUGCAGGAAAAUAAGACACAAUGCAAGAAUAAGAUGAGGACUGUUAAUGCACAGAUAAUACACACACACUGGCCAAAAGAACUGAAGAAAUUUUAAAAACCUAUAAAACAGACCUCAAAAAAACUGGGUUAUUACUAAACAACUCUCAACUAUUAACGCCCGAGUUCCUUAUAUUAAAUAAAUUCCUCAACAGAGACAUGUUAAACAUUUUUAUUACAGGUCUGUCCUCCCCAUACCCCUUCCCACCCCAACUCCCAAAAUGCACUACUAGGGAUGAGUAUAAUGUUAUGUGGGCAUAAAUUUACAGAUAACCAUUUUAACCUUGAAGAGUUUUUUAUUUAAACUUCAGUUACUGUGCACUGUCCAUCAGGCCUUCUAGAUCUGACACCAGCACUCACUGUUCCACCCCCUGCUACUGACAGAUCAGUUCCUGAUCGAUCAGAUACUGUCUGGUUUGCAUUAGGAACCAAAAGUCUCUGUUGGGUCAAGGAGUGUUGUGCAACAAGCGCAGAUACAUCCUCACUAUCACUACUGGCAUCUGAUUCAGUUUCUUCAAUGGAGGUGUCUGGUGCUGGUACCCUGCCUGAAGAUGGUGAUUCAUGAUCUUCUUCUCCUUCCCCCCUAUGACUCCUUUCAGCUAUGCUGUCUCCACUGAGUUGUAAAUGAGCAAAAGAGUCUUCCAGAGAAGUGCUUGCAUCAGGGGAUGGUGUUGCAGGGCUUGUUAACUGACCAUCUACUGAUGUUAGGGGCCUUACAGAAGACACUAGAGGCUGAACAGAAGCUCCACUCUGUGCUGAUAGACUGUCCGCUCCAUCUGCAGAGCUCUCUCUCGCUAGGUUUACAGUAUUAGCGUCACAGUCCAGCCUAAGUCCGGCUACUCCCUUCUUUGGUAUAUCUAUUAUAUCCCGCUUAAUCUUCCUGCGACGUCCAUGUUCAUUUCUCCUGUAUUGAACCAUAUUUUCAAGAUCAGCAACAUACAGAAACCCGGCAAUUAACAUUUCAGUGCUCUUUUUACCUUUGGAAAAAGCAUCUUCCAACUCUCUACUAGUGCGCUCAUCAUACUGCCACCACCCAUUUCUUCCUUCAUAAUACCAUGCAUAUUCACCAUUUCCUCUACUCGCUGCCUUGAGUUCUUCUGGUGACAAUAAGGUUGGCUUGUCAAGGAAAUCUUCGGGAAUUUCUUGUCGACAGAGGGCACAUCGCUUUCCAAGCCAUGAAGCUCCCUUUACGCACAGAUAGCAGAAAACAUGCUUACAAGGCAGACUGACUGGGUGAACACAUGUUUGCAGACAAAUGGCACAUUCAGGGACAGUUAGAGAAGGUGCAGUAUUAGAACAGGACUCAUUCGCUUUCCUGUUCGUAGGAAGCAUGUUUAUUGAGUGAUCAAUUUCACCACAGCCAGCCAUCCUAAGAAAAUGAGAGAAAAUACAUGUGAUAUUAAAACUGUUUCAACCCUUCUAAUACUGUAAUUCAACAAUUCAGAAAAACACUUAUUAAACACCUACUGUAUAUGUGUACUACAUACCAGACAAUGAGGAACAAAAUAAAAGAGAAAAAAUCUAA
Messenger RNA from Leopardus geoffroyi (Geoffroy's cat), 5305 nucleotides. It is a transcript of the gene ECHDC1, whose product is annotated as ethylmalonyl-CoA decarboxylase 1. Gene Ontology annotation, biological process: fatty acid beta-oxidation. Bases 479 to 1396 code for a protein of 305 amino acids. Gene Ontology annotation, cellular component: cytosol. Gene Ontology annotation, molecular function: enoyl-CoA hydratase activity. Lineage: Eukaryota; Metazoa; Chordata; Mammalia; Carnivora; Felidae. The record is from RefSeq and is a predicted model, not a curated record. The transcript has 7 exons.